AACCCCGCGUCUAUGCGUGCGUCGAUGACGUGGGAAAGACGUUUCCGUAGUAACCCUGGCUAACGCCGCAGCCGAGAGAGCCGGCGGGAGUGAGUGGGACCUGGGAGUAGCGCGGCGCUGGGAACGGAGAUCCACGGAGAUCCGCGGACAUCGGGAGACUUGAACGAACCGCACCGCGCGUUACCUCAUCCUCUGUGAGCGCGCCGAGAUGCUCAAUAUGUGGAAAGUCAGAGAGCUGGUGGAUAAAGCCACCAACGUGGUGAUGAACUACUCGGAGAUUGAGUCCAAGGUCCGAGAAGCGACCAACGAUGACCCUUGGGGGCCGUCUGGACAGCUCAUGGGGGAGAUUGCCAAAUCCACCUUCAUGUACGAACAGUUCCCGGAGGUGAUGAACAUGCUGUGGAACCGGAUGCUGAAGGACAACAAGAAGAAUUGGAGGAGAGUUUACAAGGCCUUAUUACUGCUGGCGUACCUGAUCAGGAACGGGUCAGAGCGGGUGGUUACCAGCGCCAGAGAGCAUAUCUAUGACCUGCGCUCCCUGGAAAACUACCACUUUAUAGAUGAGAAUGGAAAGGACCAGGGCAUAAACGUUAGGCAGAAAGUGAAAGAGAUGAUCGAGUUUGUGCAGGAUGAUGACCGGCUUCGAGAGGAGAGGAAGAAAGCAAAGAAAAACAAAGACAAAUACAUCGGUGUGUCCUCAGACAGCAUGGGUGGCUUCAGGUCCACUGGGGACAGGUACGAGUCGGAGCCCAGGGGGAAGUGGGAUGAGGACUGGGACAAAGGCAAGGGCGGGUUCCCCUUCAGCGAGAAGCUGGGCGAGAUCAGCGACAAGAUUGGCAGCACCAUCGACGACACCAUCAACAAGUUCCGUAAGAAGGAGAGGGACGACUCACCGGACCGGUGCAGUGACAACGAAGACGACCAGGUAUCCAGGAACGGGAAGCCAGACUUUCAGGAUGAGGAGGGCACGGCAACACCUAAGAGCGUCAGAGUAACUCAACCCACGGAGACCACCGCAUCACGAAAACGUGGAGGCUUCCCCUCCAAGACGGUGGACCUCGGGGCUGCUGCCCACUACACGGGCGACACCAGCAGCCCUGAACUGGGCAUGCAAAAUGUCAAGAGCACAGGGCCAGGGGUCAUCCAGUCGUCCAGCGGUGGUUUGGCCGAUCUGCUGAUCGUCGAUUGCCGGGGCAAACCAUCAGCACCAGCAGAUGGGAGCGCGGAUCUGAUCGGGGCUUUCGCGGACUUCUCCAGCGCGGCGGCCUCCGCGAGCUUCACAUCAGGAGGUGGGUUAGUGUCUAGUGGAAAUGGUGAAUUUGGAGACUGGAACUCCUUCUCCAACAGCCAGCCGGCUGCGCCCCCCGCUCAGACCCUCGCCUCCACCGGUUCAGACCUUUUCGGAAGCACGGCCCCCCCGCAAGCACCCACCGCUCCAUCUGCUGACCUCUUGGACCUAAUGGGCUCAUCCCAGCCCUCUGUCAGCGCUUCCCAAAGUUUGAACUUUGCCAUGGGCAACUCACAGGGCAUGGCUGGUGGGAUGGGCAUCCCAAUGUCCAGAUCGCAGCCUCUGCAAAGCGUGGGUAGCACAGUGUUACCGCAGCCUAUGGGAGUCCAAAAGCCCGGGUGCAAGACUUCCAUGCCAGCAACAUGGUCAGACCCCAGCGUCAACAUCAGCCUGGACUUCCUGUCUCAAGGCAUGCAGCCACCCAAGCCUUCCCAACCCACCCUCAACAACAUUAUCCAGCAACAAGGUGCCCAACCGCUUCUGAACAACGUUGCCCAGAGCUUCGCUGCCAUGAACCUCAACACGCAGCCGGCUUCGCAGGUGGCAGCCGUCAGACCACCCGCAAACGCCAUGAUGUCUAGUGGCGGGAUGACAACGGGGAUGCCUCCCACCAUGGCAACAGGCACCAUGGGAAUGUGCCCAAUGGGCAUGACACCCGUAGGAGGACUGCCAGCCAAUGCGGGAGUAAUGGGAAUGAACAUGAACGUGAACGUGGGGGUACCGCUGGCAGGAAUGAGCUUAGGCGUGCCAUUUGGGGCUGUGGGACAGGGUGUCACAUCUGCCAUGGGGUACCCCAGACAAGAUGCCUUUGCUAAUUUUGGCAACUUUGGCAAAUGAGAGAGUAAGACAAACUGUGAAGGGUCUGCCCGAACGACCAUGAAGGAAGACGAGCUGUACUCGGACUACUUGAACACGGUGGAUCCUGUUACCUCUCGGUAAAACCACGUACGAGGGACUGAUUGAAAGGUUUUGUAAAUGGGUGGAACUGUCUUUAACAUAAAUUUUAAAGAAGUGUUGUUUUGGUCCUUCUUCACGGUACCAUCGAAACCAUUUGAAUUCAAGUGAGAAAGUGGUCAAAACCAAAACGUUUUUCUUUGUCCUCCUCUGGUUUUUAACGUUUCCGAAUCUUAAUCUGAAAUUUAACUCACAUGGUCUAUAUAUAUAUAUAUACAUAAUAAACAGAAAAAAAAUUAUUGGUCAGCUGUGUACAAAUGUUGGUGUGCAUAAAUAAAUUAUCACUUUGAUACCGAAAGACUUCGUGAACAGUCAUCUGGAGUGCAAGAUUCAUGACGGCAACAACAUUAGGUAUUCAUUUUUUUUUUAUGUAUUCUUAUACGGAUAAAAUUUGGCAAGUAAUCCUGAGAUUUGCCUUGUUAAAUAAAAUAUCCUUUUACCUAAAUCUUGCUAUUGACAAUUUGGCUGUUAAUAUUCGAAUUAACAUUUAAAUAAAUGAAUUCAUGUUGAAAUUAACGGAUGUUUUAUGCGCCGACAACCAGCGAUUGUUUUAUACAGUCUGUGUAGGUCAGAAGAAAUUGGUACAGUUCAGCCCAGAAACUGCUGGCCUGAUCUGUAAAUUGGUUGCCUUUUAAAAUUACAUACGUGAAAAUGUAUGCCACAGGAAACGAACUAGUAAUUCAGUUUUCCGUGACUUUUAUGUGCGUUUAGACAAAAGCUACGCAAAUACAGAGAUUUGUUCAACCAGAAAGCUGAAUAUGUGAAAUAUGACUGUAAAAGCUCAGUGGCAAACCUCCACCGACCGUGCGUAAUACAGAAUGGUAUGGUACAGACCUUGUUAAAUCUAGGUGAAUUGAAGUCUCCCUUCAGUCUGAUGCGUUGCACAUUCGGUUGACCAAAUUUUUUUAUUUUAUUAUUUAUUUACUAAAGAUGAGUCUAUUUCCCUAUUGAUUUUUAAUAAUCGUACAGCAUCACGUUACAUUUGUGUGUGUUGCGGGAGUGGAAGGAAUAACGAAUACGCUCUUAGUAUGUAUAUAUACAGUCAUGGAAUUUUUUUUUUUCCCUGAA
This is a messenger RNA of Scleropages formosus (Asian bonytongue), 3310 nucleotides long. RefSeq names its product clathrin interactor 1-like. Bases 209 to 2125 code for a protein of 638 amino acids. Gene Ontology annotation, molecular function: phospholipid binding; clathrin binding. Gene Ontology annotation, biological process: endocytosis. The transcript has 12 exons. Lineage: Eukaryota; Metazoa; Chordata; Actinopteri; Osteoglossiformes; Osteoglossidae. The record is from RefSeq and is a predicted model, not a curated record. Gene Ontology annotation, cellular component: endosome; plasma membrane; clathrin vesicle coat.